GGAGAAGCAAUAUGUGGGACCACGCUGGAGGUGUCUUGAUCUUUGAAGAGGUGGGCGGGAAGGUCACAGAUCUGGAAGGAAAGCCAAUCGAUUUCACUACCGGUAGAAAGAUGGCAAAGAAUCAUGGUCUGGUCUGUGCUCCCUCGAGUGUGCAUGCUGAUCUGCUGAAGCUGGUACAACGGAUAAUCAAGGACUACGAGCAAUCCAAUGGUCCUAUUCCGUGGGCAAAAUGAUAGAGCUCCAUGCUACCGCCCACCAUUCACGAUACGACAGUCUCCGAGAGCUAAGACGAAAGCUUCGCCGAUUUCACAAAUGAUAGAUCGUACGCAAUCUGACCGAUGAUAAAUUGUACGCAACCUGGAUCGUUGGCCGACACCAUGAAUAUGUGGCGGACGAUAUUGUCCUACAAACCAUUACUGUCUACAAGGCAAGGAAGAAGCUGUAUACCCACGAUUCAGCAGCAAUUCUAUGUUGAUGAGACUCCCGUGCGAGGCGUUCAGAUACACUUCAUUGACUUGGACAAGCGUCAAGUCACUAAAAUAAUCUGGGAAUUUAAUAACGCUGCUGCUUGUUAUGCCAUUUGCAAAGCCGGCAGUCCAGCUUGUCCUCUGCAAUUCAACUUUACCACCGGCAACGAUGGGCCCGCUCACGAGACUGCGAACCGUCAGGGACUCAAACGCAUCGAGUGAAGCCUACCCUGAUACAAUUAAAAGAGAAAGAAGAGCGGAACCAGAUGCACCAUGCACUGCUCUCGAAGGUAGUCUUGUACAAUAUAGCCGGUUAAUUCCUGGCCUUUCUAAUUC
Pseudocercospora fijiensis CIRAD86 is the source of this 803-nucleotide messenger RNA. RefSeq lists its product as uncharacterized. The coding region runs from base 339 to 689 and encodes 116 amino acids. The record is from RefSeq and is a predicted model, not a curated record. The transcript is spliced from 2 exons. NCBI's taxonomy places the organism in Eukaryota, Fungi, Ascomycota, Dothideomycetes, Mycosphaerellales, Mycosphaerellaceae.